AUGGGGCUGACGUUCUCUAAGAUUUUCGCGCGCCUGCUGUCGAAGCGGGAGAUGCGCGUGCUGAUGGUGGGACUGGACGCCGCCGGAAAGACCACCAUUCUGUACAAGCUGAAGCUGGGCGAGAUCGUGACCACGAUCCCAACCAUCGGUUUCAACGUGGAGACGGUCGACUACAAGAAUAUCAGCUUCACCGUGUGGGACGUCGGAGGCCAGGAUAGGAUCCGCCCCCUCUGGCGGCACUACUUCGCCGACACCCAGGGCCUCAUCUUCGUCGUCGACUCCAACGACCGGGACCGCAUCGGCGAGGCGCGCGAAGAGCUCCACAGGAUGCUCAACGAAGAGGACCUACGGGACGCGGUGCUGCUGGUGUUCGCCAACAAGCAGGACCUGCCAAAUGCGAUGAACGCGGCGCAGAUCACGGACCAGCUGGGCCUGGGCUCGCUGCGCAACCGCAAGUGGUGCGUCAAGGGCACGAUCGCGACGAGCGGCGAGGGGCUGUACGAGGGCCUGGACUGGUUGGCCGACCAAAUCCUGAAGAAGCAGGGCUAG
Messenger RNA from Pedinophyceae sp. YPF-701, 549 nucleotides. The record is from the annotation of a GenBank genome assembly. NCBI's taxonomy places the organism in Eukaryota, Viridiplantae, Chlorophyta, Pedinophyceae.